AUGACCAGCCUUUCGACUAAGCUCGCCGAGCUGGAGGCUGCUGGCAGACCUAUCCAAGUCGGUCUUAUCGGCGCUGGCAAAUUCGGCUCUAUGUUCAUCGCGCAGUCUCACAGAACGGUCGGGAUGAGACUAGCUGGCAUUGCGGACCUGUCCUCCGACAGGGCCUUUGCGGCGCUGAAGCGGACCAAUUACCCAGCUGAGAAGUACGAUACCACUGUCAAUGCAUCCAUUUCUGAGGGAGUCCGGUCGGGAAAGACGAUAGUCACGACAGACUCUUCUGCUCUCAUUGCCACACCGGAGAUCGACGUGAUCCUCGAGGUGACUGGAAACCCGGCCGCUGGUAUCAAGCACGCACUUCUUUGCUGCGAGCAUAAGAAACACAUUGUCAUGAUCAAUGUCGAGGCCGAUGUACUUGCCGGUCCUCUGCUCGCUCGCAAAGCGAAGGAGGCGGACAUUAUCUACAGCAUGGCCUACGGCGACCAACCUGCCCUUAUCGCCGAGAUGGUUGACUGGGCUCGGACAGCUGGAUUCGAUGUCGUCUGCGCUGGCAAGGGAACGAAGCACCUCCCCCAAUAUCACUACUCAAACCCGGAAACCGUCUGGGACCAUUAUGGCUUCACGAAGGAGCAGCUCGCUUCUGGCGAUUUCAAUCCUCAAAUGUUCAAUAGCUUCCUCGACGGCACCAAGUCCGCACUGGAGAUGGCCGCCGUUGCCAACGGCUGCAACCUAACUCCUCCAUCCGGCCUCAAGUUCCCACCCUGCGGGAAGCACGAUCUGCCCGAGGUGCUCAAGCCCGAGAGCGACGGCGGCCAACUUCCGAGCAAGGGUACCGUGGAGGUGGUAUCUUGCAUGGAAAAGGACGGCCGCUGGGUGUUUGACGACCUGAGGUGGGGCGUGUACGUAGUCAUCGAGGCGGCGUCGCAGUACCAACAGGAUUGCUUCCGGCAGUAUGGACUCAAGACAGACAGCAGCGGCAAAUACGCCGCCCAGUACAAGCCAUAUCACCUGAUCGGACUGGAGCUAGGCAUCUCGGUAGCUACGAUCAUGUGCCGCGGCGAGCCUACCGGGCAGACGAAGACUUGGGCCGGCGACGUCGUGGCGACUGCGAAGCGCGACCUCAAAGCGGGCGAGAAGCUUGACGGCGAGGGCGGAUUCACCGUCUUCGGGAAGUUGAUGAAAGCCGAAGACUCAAUCGCGAUCUCGGGGUUGCCAAUCGGGCUUGCACAUGGAUUCGUCCUCAAACACGACAUCAGGAAGGAUCAAGGACUGAGUUGGGAUGAUAUCGAAUAUGACGCUCAAAGCUCUCAGGCCGUUGCUGUGAGGAGGGAGAUGGAGGCCCUAUUCAGGAAAGAUUUCGAGAAAAGGAAGGCCGGGAUUGUAAAUGGGGGACAAUAG
Messenger RNA from Diaporthe citri, 1395 nucleotides. RefSeq lists its product as uncharacterized. Gene Ontology annotation, molecular function: nucleotide binding. The coding region runs from base 1 to 1395 and encodes 464 amino acids. Lineage: Eukaryota; Fungi; Ascomycota; Sordariomycetes; Diaporthales; Diaporthaceae. The transcript has 3 exons. The record is from RefSeq and is a predicted model, not a curated record.